CUCGAUUCUCCCAAGGUCGUCGCUUGAUCUGUGCAGUCAGUGGGUGUGGAAGAAGCGACCGAGUUGAAGUUCUGUCGUGUCUUCCACCAUGGUGUUCGAAGGCUGUUGUUUGACUCCAGAAGAGGCCGAUCAGAAGACUCGAUCGAAGAAAAUAGACAAACAGCUAGCUCAAGAGAAGGCACAGCUUCGCCGUCAAGUUAAAAUCCUACUGCUCGGCGCUGGGGAAAGCGGCAAAAGUACAUUUCUCAAGCAAAUGCGAAUCAUUUAUGGCAAGGAUUUUAGUGCAGAGGAUCUCAACGAAUUCAAACCCAUAGUCUAUAGCAACAUUCUGAAGGGAAUGAAGGUUUUGGCUGACGCUCGAAGAAAGCUAAGGAUAGAUUGGGAUGCUCCAAUAAAUGAAGCAGAGGCCGAAAAAAUUUUAACAUUUCAAGCUCCUCCACGAAUUGAUACAGAACUGUUCUUAGAAUAUGCACAGAGUGUGACCAAUUUAUGGUCAGAUUCAGGGAUUCGGGAUGCAUUUGAACGCAGACGUGAAUUCCAACUGGGCGAUUCAACCAGAUAUUUUCUCGAUAAUCUUGAGCGGAUAUGUAGGCCGGACUACAUCCCUACAAAACAGGACAUGCUCCAUUCAAGAAAAGCAACUAAGGGGAUAGUUGAACAUGAGUUCAUUAUCAAGGGAAUCCCAUUCAAAAUGGUUGAUGUUGGGGGCCAGAGAUCUCAAAGAGCCAAAUGGUUUCAGUGCUUUGAUGAAGUCACAUCUAUCGUCUUCCUAGUCUCAUCCAGUGCCUAUGACCAAGUGUUAAUGGAAGAUAGGACAACGAAUCGUCUAGUGGAGUCCUGUAAUAUAUUUGAGACAAUUGUCAACAACAAAUUCUUUGCCAAUGUGUCCAUCAUCCUGUUCCUUAAUAAAACAGAUCUUUUGACAGAAAAGGUCAAACAUACCAACAUCAAGGACUUUUUCCCUGCAUUCCAAGGUAACCCUCAUAAGCUGGAGGAUGUGCAGAACUUUAUAUUACAAAUGUUUGACAGCAAGAGAAGAGAGAGAUCUAAAGCACUAUUCCACCACUUCACCACCGCUGUAGACACGGAAAAUAUCAAGUUUGUGUUCCACGCUGUAAAAGAUACAAUCCUACAAGAGAAUCUGAAGGCAUUAAUGUUGCAAUAAUUGUUACCCAAAGAGAAAUGCUAUUAGAAAAAAAAUAUCAUCUAUUUUCAAAGAAAGUGCAUCAAACAAUGGACAUAGUACUAACAUUAGUACAUACUUGUACUGUACUGGUAAAAUUACUGGGAUACAAAUGUGUCCCACAGGACUUAAAUAAACUUCAUCAAUUUGGAAUAGUGUACAAAUGAAUGUUUGGUGUCAGAAGAAAAUGCCCUUCAAAUUGCUGUGCCUUGUGGUGCUGCUGCUUCCUAACAUCACCAAACUCGCUGCAUUUGGUUACACGUUGCUGAAACCUUGUCAAGAAUUUGACCAAAUCAGCAUCAAGAUUGAAAAGACUCAAAUGCCAUAAUCAGUUCAAGUCUUAGUUUGAAUGCAGAACCAGUGACUGGAGUGAAGAUUUUUUUUGGUACAUGGACUGUAUCUAAUUCAAAGUUCAUUGGUAUGUGGGACUGCACUGGGAGUUUGAUCAGACUUUUUAGGAGUUAUCAUCCUGCAUUCAGUUAGGUUCUACACUAGGACAGUGAACUUUAUUGUUAUUAUCUAUGAUUAUUAAGAUGGAUGAAAGAUACCCUUUAUUUUGGGGCCUUUUGAUUAAGAAAAAAUGUAAACAAGCUGCCAAUCAAACCUAUUAUUUAGAAAAUUUCAUGCCAAAAUAGUUUGUGCAAAUUUUAUUAACGUCAUAAAUAAUUCAAUUACUCAAGUCUUGAUUUUUUAGAUAUGGUAGACAUUUACAUUGCAAUGUUCUAGAAUGUUAUCAGUCAAUUUAUAUGUAUAUUUUCACAAACAUUGAGGUCAAAUGUUGAGUAUGGCCCUGUAAAUUUUGUUUUAUCUGGCUUUUGACACCUGUCAACAUUGUGUAUAACAUUUCUUUCUGUAUGUCGAAGCUGUCAUUCUGGGCCCGGUUGUACUAAGCCUGGAUAGCACUAUCGGAUGGAUAAAUCUUAUCCAGUGAAUGAAUUUAUUGGAUAACAGCAUUAACUUAUCCACUGGAUAAGGAUUUAUCUGCCAGAUAGUGCUAUCCAGGCUUUGUACAACAAGGCCCAGAUCAAAUCAUUUCUUGUGUAGAUCCUCAAACAUUGCAUGCAACUAUGAGCAAAUUAGUUGUAGUGUGUCAAGAACACCUUAUACUUUAAAGAUAAUGUCAUAAGAGUGGAAAAAACUGCUAUAUAUGUUGAUGUAUUGGAAAGAAUGGGGGACCCAAAGAUGCCCCCUGAGGUAAUCCAUUGAAUCUCAAAUUUUUGUUGACUCUUAGAAAUAUUAAUUCUCACUAGUUGGAGACAUUUUAUUAUAGGAAGUAAAAUGUAAUGUAGAACUAAAACUGUCAUCUUAGUUUGUGUGAGCUUUAAAGCAUUUGUCAAAUGUGGUAUUGUAUAGAUAAAGUAUAUUAUCUUUUCUUAUAUUUUUUAUGUCAGAAAAACCACUUGAGUUUUGAGUGGGCAAAAUAAAUGUAUGUAGAUGAACAGGGACUGA
Molecule: messenger RNA, 2632 nt
Organism: Actinia tenebrosa (Australian red waratah sea anemone)
Lineage: Eukaryota; Metazoa; Cnidaria; Anthozoa; Actiniaria; Actiniidae
Product: guanine nucleotide-binding protein subunit alpha-12
Biological process (GO): adenylate cyclase-modulating G protein-coupled receptor signaling pathway; Rho protein signal transduction
Cellular component (GO): cytoplasm; heterotrimeric G-protein complex
Molecular function (GO): G protein-coupled receptor binding; guanyl nucleotide binding; G-protein beta/gamma-subunit complex binding
Source: RefSeq, a predicted model, not a curated record